Messenger RNA from Leptosia nina, 1194 nucleotides. The record is from the annotation of a GenBank genome assembly. NCBI's taxonomy places the organism in Eukaryota, Metazoa, Arthropoda, Insecta, Lepidoptera, Pieridae.
AUGUCGUCAAAUGGCCCUAAUUCUCCUAAAUUUGUUGCGAUAUAUCGCUUAAACUUUUACAAGAAUAAGAAGAAUUGGCAGUUUCCCUCUAAUAGAACUAGGUCAUCACCUAAAACACAUAACACUCUUAACAAGACAUUUGAUGUGGAAAAAAAGGACUCAAUUCUUAAUGAAGCUUUUAUUGACACUGGAUCAGAUUUGGAUAAAACAUCGAAAACGGAGUUAGAAACAUCAUCCAAGCCCAACUUAUCCCAACAAUGGCUAGAAAACAUCAAUAUCUGGCCAAAUAAUAAAAGGCCGGAGUCAGAGCAGAAUAUAUUACAAGACCUCCUUGUUGGUGCUAAGCGAGAGAGUUAUGCUUAUAAUGAUUUUACACAACUCACUCCUGCGCAGAUAACAACACAGACUUCAAAUAGAAUUAACAAUCAUAUGUCAAGAAGUUUACAACACCAACAUUCAAGCUACCAAGACUGGGGUGUGAUGAACAAUGGAACCUGUCAAUCAACGUAUGUUGGCAGUAAUGAAUUACUCUGGAAUGAAAAUUGUCAUUUUGAUCAUGGAGACAACCAGUUUCAUGAACAGAAUUACUAUCAGCAGGCAGGUAACAUUCUGGUAAAUAAUGAACUAAACACAAAUUUAUAUCAAGCCGAGUCUUGGCCUAACAUGGAAUGUUGGACCAAUGAAAUUCCUGCACCCAAUGUGGACAUGGUUGAUGGCAGUCAGGAUUAUUUUCAGGUGCCAUCUGAGUUCUUAAAGCUAAAAAAUCAGAUGAACUUGGUUGAGGAAGAAAUGUCUUGCGUCUCUGUAGACAGUUUCGCCGAGUUCACAAGGGGCGCAGACCUAGCGCCACACUGUUCUGAGAUUGAGAUAAAUAUGGAAUCUAGAAAAGAACUAGACGCAAACAGCGUGGCUCGUAUGUCUUCCACUCAGCUAUCGGCUGCGAUAGAAUCUCAUGCGCAUGCGCUUGCUAGGCUACUAUGGGAGAGCCGUGAACGUAACAAACUACGCGAAAGUCAAAGUAUGUACACGCGUAUGAGCUUCGAAGAGCCGACUCACGACGUGGGUCCAUCGCAGCCGUGCAGCACGAAAGCAUUGAACUGCGAAGAGUUCGUAGCCGGCUCAUUCCGUAACACUAAAUCGAGGGUAGUUAUAGAAGCGGGCCGACCGGUGCGGCUGAGGGGAGAGUUGGCUUAG